This is a messenger RNA of Camelus dromedarius (Arabian camel), 3811 nucleotides long. RefSeq names its product C-C motif chemokine receptor 2 (gene CCR2). The transcript is spliced from 3 exons. Gene Ontology annotation, molecular function: C-C chemokine receptor activity; C-C chemokine binding. Gene Ontology annotation, cellular component: membrane; external side of plasma membrane. The record is from RefSeq and is a predicted model, not a curated record. NCBI's taxonomy places the organism in Eukaryota, Metazoa, Chordata, Mammalia, Artiodactyla, Camelidae. Gene Ontology annotation, biological process: calcium-mediated signaling; cell chemotaxis; blood vessel remodeling. Bases 338 to 1459 code for a protein of 373 amino acids.
UUAAUUCUACUCUGGAGACCUCAACCUAGUGUACAAUGAUCCUGGCUGGAAAAGAAGAACUAUAUAUAUUUUUUUUCAAAUCUUUGCCAUCACUUGACCUUGUAUCUCCGCCUUCUCUUUCUGCAGGAAACUUUAUUUCCUACUUCUGCACACCACGUUUCUACCUCCAGAUCUGUUUGGUUCAGUUGCUGAGAAGCCUGACACACCAGUGCCACUUGGAAGAAGCCAUCUACCGUGAACAUUUAUUGAUGCCUCCUUUAGCCAGGAGGUAUCGUAAGAGCUGGAGAAAGAAAUGUGAUCUAGUCCUCGAUCUCAAGGAGCACACAGACAGAGGAAGAUGGAUGACAACAACACAUUUCCCCAGUUCAGCCACAGUGUGCUGUCCACAUCUUAUUCUCUGUUUGCAACGAACAUCAAGGGGAACAGUGAAGAAUCCACCACCAGUUAUGACUAUGAUUACAGUGAGCCCUGCCAAAAAACCAACGUGGGACAAAUCGAAGCCCAGCUCCUGCCCCCACUCUACUCGCUGGUGUUCAUCUUUGGUUUUGUGGGCAACUUGCUGGUCGUCCUCAUCCUGAUAAACUGCAAAAAGCUGAAGAGCAUGACUGACAUCUACCUGCUCAACCUGGCCGUCUCUGACCUGAUUUUCCUCCUCACCAUCCCAUUCUGGGCUCACUAUGCUGCUGACCAGUGGGUCUUUGGGAAUGCGAUGUGUAAAUUUUUCACAGGGCUGUAUCACAUUGGUUAUUUUGGCGGAAUCUUCUUCAUCAUCCUCUUGACAAUUGAUAGGUACCUGGCUAUCGUCCAUGCUGUGUUUGCUUUAAAAGCCAGGACGGUCACCUUUGGGGUGGUGACAAGUGGGGUCACCUGGGUGAUGGCUGUGUUCAUCUCUCUCCCUGGAAUCAUCUUUAUCAAAUCCCAAAAAGAACAUUCUGGUUACGCCUGUGCCCCUUAUUUUCCACUAGGAUGGAAGAAUUUCCAUACAGUAAUGAGGAGCAUCUUGGGCCUGGUCCUGCCACUGAUUGUCAUGAUCAUCUGCUACUCAGGAAUCCUGAAAACCCUGCUUCGGUGUCGAAAUGAGAAGAAGAAGCACAAAGCCGUGAGGCUUAUCUUCGUGAUCAUGAUCGUCUACUUUCUCUUCUGGGCUCCCUACAACAUCGUCCUCCUCCUGAGCACCUUCCAGGAAUUCUUUGGCCUGAGUAACUGUAAGAACAUCAGUCAGCUAGACCAAGCCAUGCAGGUGACAGAGACCCUGGGGCUGACGCACUGCUGCAUCAACCCCAUCAUCUAUGCCUUCGUCGGGGAGAAGUUCAGAAGGUAUCUCUCCGUGUUUUUCCGAAAGCACAUUGCCAAACACCUCUGCAAACAAUGCCCAGUUUUCUACGGGGAGACAGGAGAUCGAGUGAGUUCAACAUACACCCCUUCCACUGGGGAGCAGGAAGUCUCUGCUGCUUUGUAGAGCGGUAGCAGUUUGCUUGUUAUUUUUAAAGGGAGAUAACAAUCUGUAUAUGAUAGUAAGCCUCAAGGGUUUGUUGAAUAGAGGACUUGAAAUCUCUAAAGCAAAUUCCCAGGAACCUCAGGGUUGUGUGAACCAACACAGACUUAUGUCACUCCUUGUAGAGCCAACAUGAGCUUGGGGAAUAUUCCAGAACAACCGUGGGCACAGACUUGGACUCUCCAACAAGCUCAUCGCAGUUUCUGGAAAAUGCCACAUUGCCUUGUGUUUAUUCCCUUUUCCCCAUCUGCACCAUUUCUUGCUCACUCUGAUUCUGUCAAUCUCUUUAAUCAAUCAGCGGGAGGUAGGGAAGAGAAUGAGACAUGCAUGGGUGAAGGGAAAGAGGGUGAGUGGGGUCAGGACCAAGGGGACAGAGCAGGAAGUAUGAGCAUGGCUGAGCCUGGACGAGGAUGAAGGUAAGGGGUUUGCUUGCCCAGCCAGGUAGGAGUAUUGGCCCUUAGCACCAUCUCCUACUGUAUUUAACUUCGAAGCCCCACCACCCCAGGUCAUGGAGAGCUUGGGAACUGUUAAGAACUUUUUGGGAGCUUGAGUUGGGUCCAUGAUCCCCUUCUGUUAAGUGCAUGACACAUUUUUGCUUUAUUACAGUUUAGCUAUGACAACCAUACACCCUACAUUUGAAAUCUAUUAAGUAUCAUGCUUCAUUGUUCACAAACUUCUUAGGCAGCAUCCGCAUACACAAACAUUUAUUAAAAUGCUUGUUUAUAAAAUAGGCAUAAUCUAUAAUGAGAUGAAAAAAUAAAAGCCCUCUUUUGGUCUUUCCAGGCAAAGGGUUGGAGGCAGUGAUGAUGAGAAAGGGGUGGGCACCAAUGAGUUCCUCCAUCCAGAGUGAACAGAUAAGCUCACAGGAGAAUGUACAGGAAUGUUUCCAGGGCUGGCUAAGAGCAGAAGCCAGGAAGGAUGCAGCAGAACCCCCGAAAGGCCUUGUGUCUCUGGAUCUGACACUGUUCAUUUCCUUCUGGCUUUCCCCUGCCUUCCUGCUGCCCAUGCCCGCCUGUCCCCCUACAGCCUUUAUCAUAUAACUCUGCCUGUAGGACUGCCUUAUCCCAAAAGCCUGUUUGUGGUGCUCCGGGAGAGUAGCUGUCAGGAAAAUGUGAAGGAAAUUGUGCAACAAGAACCCCCUGUUGGGCCCAGGAGAGGAAAAAUAAUUGGUCGGGACACUCAGGUGUGUGCUCAGAGGAGAGAAGGGGCCCAUCUUGGAAAUCAAACACUGGCCUGUGACCUCAGGGUCUAUUACCAGGCAGGGCAGGCAAGGAUGAGGAAGACUCUAGAUAGGUUGGGAAAAAAGUUUUCCAAAUGGAUAUAGACAAAGAGUUCAUAUAUAUAUAUACAUAUAUAUAUAUAUACAAAUUUUUUAAGUCAGGUAAAAAUUAAAUUAAAGCUGAAAACUGUGACUUACAGUUAUGGUAAAGUAUCAUUUUAAGAGUUACUGUUAUGCCAAAUCUAAAAAUACUGUAUUAGUCAUAGAGACAAUUCUGGUGUUGAGCUUAAAAUCUUGGAGCACCUGGUAUGUUUGGGACACUGCUGGUUCAACAUAAAUGCUGAUCACGGAGUUGGAGGUCUGUGAUCCACAGGUUUACUAGCUCAUGAUAAGGCAGCAUCUAAAUAGUAUCAGCUGGAUCACAGCAUGCACUCAACAACUGUCAUCUCAACUGUGUCUUUAUUCUCUCUGACUUGUUACCAAAAAUCUUUUGUGCAUCAUUAUGAAGACUAGGAAGUCAUGGAUGGAAUCAUCUUCGACUGCUUCAGUGCUUUGCCAGUGUCCUAUUAAUCCUCAGACUGUCUGUCCCCUGUUUGGCCAGUGGGAACUCCUAAUUCAAGCUGACUCCUAAUCAAAGCUUUUAAAUUCUAUUUCUAAAGGAGGGGAGUUGGAGAAUCUCACUUAAGUAAGCAAAGACUUUCCUCUUGGCUGAGCCAAGUUAAGAAUGUACAUACAUGUUAGUGCAUUUCUGAUCUGAUGCUAGCAAGAAACACAGGGCUCCUGGAACCUGGAGCCUGGAACCUGGAACCUGGAACCUGGGGAGCUGGAAGUUACUAUAGUUUCACUUUCUUGCCUCAUGGCUACGGAAGGUUUCAGAAAGAAGUGUGUAUGUUGCAGGGUAUUGCUUAACCUGCAGAUACUUGUUUUAUCCUAAUGAAUGUAUUCGAUUUUGUUUUGAUGAUGUCAAAAUGUUGUUUUAAAAAACUAUGACUUGGAAAAUGAAUCAAUGCUCUAACUAUGUUGUUUAAAAAAAAAAACUGUCUGAUUAGCAACUGCCAUGUCCUCCUUCCCUCAAACUCUGACAACCACCACUCUAU